Messenger RNA from Oryza brachyantha (malo sina), 3780 nucleotides. RefSeq names its product inactive poly [ADP-ribose] polymerase RCD1-like. Gene Ontology annotation, molecular function: NAD+ poly-ADP-ribosyltransferase activity. Bases 1239 to 3695 code for a protein of 818 amino acids. Lineage: Eukaryota; Viridiplantae; Streptophyta; Magnoliopsida; Poales; Poaceae. The transcript has 8 exons. The record is from RefSeq and is a predicted model, not a curated record.
CCCCAUCGCGCGAUGCGGCCGGAGAGCGGAGUCCCGACCUAGCCCUAGCCACCGCCACCGCCACCGCCACCGCCUUGCUCGGUUGUGAUCGGUUCCCCGACCUCGCCGCCCGACCGCCCUACCGGGGCCGGGGGCGCUAUCCGUCCUCACAGGGAUCGUACACACGCUCCGUUGUUCCGGCGCGGGUGACACCGCGUCACCGCUAGGGCCUGGGGCUCGACGUCCUCGCCUCACCUGUAUUUCGGAAGACCGUCGCCCGGUUGGUACCUCUGAUUGCAUGUUUACUGCUAGGAAUGGAUGCCGACGGGGUGGGUUUAGCGGCUUAGCGCGUAUCACCGACCCCCAAUUUCCUGUGCUCCUACUAAUCCGAGUAGAGGUUAUAGCAGAUGUAAGGUUGUAUUCCCUCUAAACGAGGUGAGGGUAUAGCAGGUGGAGGGUUUGAAUCAAGUAUACUACCUUACGUUGGUGGUAGUUGUUGGAAAUGAUUUCCGGUUCAACUAUGGUGCUGUUAGAUGGAUUGGUGGAGGUGCUAUUUCCUUCAGAAUAUUAUGUGACUUGUUUGUAGGUAGGGUUAGUCUUUUAGGGUUUGGGUGCCUGCAUGAACUGCUGAUGCAAUCCAAUAGUUUUUCUUUACCGCUUACUAUGUUUUUAAUGCACUUUGUCGCGAUAUGAAUACCGAGACCUGCUAUUUGCGUCGUUUUGAGAUGGUGUAUGGUUUUAAUAUGCCGUUACAGGAUGUUGUUUUUGUCGAUUACUUUGACUCACGUGUCCCGCCUGUGACAGUACGAUCCACUUUUAUUUGUUGGACGAUCACUUUUUUGAACUGCUUACCUUUUAUUAGGCACAUAUGAAUAUGAUUUGUGGGUCCUCGAGUAUUUAGUCAGUUGUGUACGCCAUACUUCGAAAACUUCAGUACUAUGGAUUAAUAUAGUGGAAGAUUUGUCAAGAAUUUCCGUAUGUAGGUUCCCCCCAAAAACAAUUUCUUGGCUCGCAAGUUGCAGCGCGAAUUGUCCUGCCAUCUAUUUUACUAUUUUAGAAAGCAUUUAAUUGUCACGGUUUAAUGUAGCAGAACAGAUUGGAUAUAGCUGUGUAUUCGAGACAUCUGCUCAUUAUCUUAUACAGGGCAUGCUCCAUCACUGAGGUCAAAACGUAGGGAGAUCUGUAAGUUGUAUACCAUAUUAGGCUUAGUUUAUUCUUUUAUCCUUCUUCAUUUGUUCUGCUAGGAACUGAGCUAUCCCAUGGCAUCACCACAAGAAUCCAGUUCCUUGUGCUUGAAGCGCAAGCUUGUUGAUGACUGCCUGUCAAAAGACUGCAAGUCUCGUCGUGUCAAAACUGAGGAUGGACCGUCAUCUGAUUCAUCUGCCAAGCGCUGCAAAUGCUGCUGCACUCGACCUAACCUUGCUAGUGACUGUGUCAAUUACCUAAAAAGUGGAGUGCCUAGCCGUGUUAUGUUUUAUAAACAGGGUUCCUGGCACAAUUUUCCUGAGCAGAUAAUGAAGUCUCUCAUUGAAGAAUUUAGAGGCAAUAAAUCCAGUGUUGUUGCUGUGAUGGAAGAGGAGCCUGUUCUUGUUGAUUUCUUGUCAAUGACCAUGGUCAACCUAAAAUCUAGAAAGCAGCGGUCUGUGGCAUGGUUCGAUGACACUGGGAAGUGCUUUUAUCCUUCUCUAUUCUUUGAUGAGGAAGCUGAUGAAGCGGCUAAAGAAGGUGGUGAUUUUGAGGGUGCCACACAGGGAAUAAUGUUGGAUAAGGUUGCAAAUUCUCCACCAGAAGUGGUGAAGCAAGUUGUCCUUGAAUCUAGUCCUCCUGUUCCACAGAAGCCUUCCACUGCAGAUAUAUUACGCAAGAAGAUAGCAUCUGUGGAACGAGGCAGUGAAGGCUUUCUUUUUGCACAGGACCUUUUCCUCUCUGGCAUGGGUCCAUUUGCAACACUGAAUAACAUACUGCACAUCCACCGAUACUCUCCAAAUGAUAUCACUGCACAGUGUAGACUUCAAGCUUUUGAAAAACAAAUGAUGUCCACCAAGGAAGAACGUGGUGAUGCAAAUGUAAGGUAUGGAUGGCUGGGUUCUAGGAAGAAUGACAUAGUUAGGAUUCUUAUUAAUGGUUUUGGUAGCAAUGGAAAACCUGCUGAGAAGGCAGGAUUGAGUGCUGGUGUUUAUCUUUCACCGGAAGACCGAGCAUUUUCUAGUGUUGGUCUUUGUGAUGUUGACGAAAAAGGAGUACAGUAUAUGUUGUUGUGCCGGUUGAUAUUGGGCAACAUGGAAGCUGUCAUGCCUGGAUCACAAGAUUCUUUUCCAAGCAGUGAGAUAUAUGAUUCUGGUGUUGAUGAUUGCUCAAACCCAAAGUGCUACGUCAUGUGGCCAUCUCAUCUUAGCACCCAUAUUCGUUUAGAAUAUCUUGUUAGUUUCAGGCUUUCCUCAAAAGUUCGAAAUUAUUUACUUGGCUUGAAGGGUUUAUGGUUUCACCCAUCACCGAAGGAAGUUGCGGUGGAUAUUUCUACUCUUGUACCUAUAAUGAGCGAAACUGCUGAGGGACCAACAUCCCCUUGGAUAUCCUUCAGAGUUCUUUUUGCCAUGAUUCAAGACAAUAUAUCAUCUGUAGCAAGGGAAUUGCUCUUCCAUCAUUAUGAAGAGUUGAAGGAAAACAAAAUAACUCGUGAGGAGAUGGUAAAGCAGAUGAUAAUAUUGGUUGGAGAGAAGUUACUUUUGGAAACCUUGAAGAGGCUUCAUUACUGUCCAUCAUUAUGGUAUAAGUCUUCAGUCGAAGUAGCAUCUUCUGAUCCUGCAAGGACGGCUGCAGAAGACAGGCUCUUGGAUAAAACAACUGGGAAUUGUUCAUUAACUACUAGUGUAAUACAUGCCCCAAAUGCGGUAGCUGAAAACAGCACCAAUCUUUGCGCCAAAGGAUGUGAUGCUCCUGCAAUAGGUACGAUUCCAAAGGGCUACAAUUCUCUGGUACCAAAAGCUGUGCCGGAAACUUCUAGUUCUGCCAAUGCUAUAUACAGGGGUUCUCCAAAUCUGGAACCCAAAGUGAGGAAUCCUCCAAUACAAACCAUGUUAUCAGGAAGCAGUGCUCCACUUCAUGCCAAAAAGCAAGAUCCAUUGGUAUCAAGAAUGCCUCCUAUAGUUCAUAAUGGCCUUGUAAGGAUGCCAUCUGGAAAAUCAACUUCUCUUGCAGCACAAGUUUGCAAUUCUGUUAAGCCAAGCACAGGCCCUUCAGGUUGUGCUUCUACUAAUACCUCUAAAAGAGGUGGGAUUUUUGCUCCAGGUAUCAGUCCAAUGGGCAGUGAAUCGCUUGCUCCAGGUAUUGGUCCAAAGGGCAGUGAAUCGCUUGUUCCUAGCUUGGCAUUGGGAAACUCCAAAUGUGCAGGUGUUGCAGGUCUGAGUUCUGCACCAAGAGUAACACCUAAAGAUAAGGAAUUUCUUUCAUUGAGUAUUGCAUCGCACCACCCAAUUAAAGUCCAUGAUGGGACGUCAGGUGCCGCACGUCCAGUCCAUACACCAACACCAGGGCAUGGAAAUCCUAAAUCUUUGGCUACCGAGGCCUGUGAUCCUCUAUCUCUGAGUAUUGCACCGAAAGCCCAUGACCCUGCAGCAUCAAGUAAGGAGCCCAAGGACAAUGCAUCUCCAAUAGCAGGCAUGGUGCCAGAAAGCCAGCACUCUCAAGCUCCUAGUGUGGCCACCAAGGGUAACUAAGGAACCAAAGGAGCAGCAUUUGCAGAGCGUAGCGAACAGUCAGUCGUCAGGGCCAGACGUUGAUGCUAGCAGCAGCAAUGUCACU